Messenger RNA from Rotaria socialis, 504 nucleotides. Lineage: Eukaryota; Metazoa; Rotifera; Eurotatoria; Philodinida; Philodinidae. The record is from the annotation of a GenBank genome assembly.
AUGAAACAACCACCACCACCAGUUGUACAAAUGUUAUAUCAAACCAAAGAUCCUAUUGAUAAGAAAAUGAAAUCUGAUGUCGUUUAUUCAAUCAAAUGUACGAAAUGUCAACAUUCAUACAUUGGUAAAACAGAAAGACAGUGUGUUAAACGAUUACAUGAACAUGGUGCACCAAAGUCAUCAUCAGAAUUAAGAAGAUCUGAUCGUUUAAAAGCAAAGUCAACAACGACGACUACAACAACAACUAUAACAACCUCAUCCGUCAUUAAAGAAAUAACAUUUGCAGUUCAACAAAAUCAAAUCGAAACAGGUCACCAAAUGAACUGGGAUAAUUUUCGUAUUGUCAUGGAAGAUAACCAUUACUAUCGAUUACUCAUUAAAGAGUCAUUAUUAAUAAAGGCUUAUGAACCAGAACUCAAUCGAACAACGCACUCUGUACCAUUAAUCGUCUUUCCUGAUGAACUACAGAAAGAGUUACUACCUAAGCCUUUCGAUAAUGAUUAA